Closterium sp. Yama58-4 is the source of this 1008-nucleotide messenger RNA. Lineage: Eukaryota; Viridiplantae; Streptophyta; Zygnematophyceae; Desmidiales; Closteriaceae. The record is from the annotation of a GenBank genome assembly.
AUGGAGAUCGCCCGCACCUCCAUGACUCACGCCCGUGCCCCCCAUUUUCUGUGGCCCUACGCAGUUCGGUACGCCGCUCACCAGCUGGCCACGUGUCUCUCGACCAGAGAGGACUCCUCUGACUUCACCUUUUACCACCCUCCCCUUCACCGGUUCUUUGACUCCCGCGGCGUCCGUUUCGACGAGUCCGUCCCCUACUACGUCCGGUACCCCUGUCGAGGUCUCCCGAGUCCUCCUCCCCCUCUUCUCCUGACUCCCGCUCCCCCUUAUGCUCCCCCGGUACAGCCUCCCCCCCCUGGUCCAGCCCCGUCAGGUGUGUCCCACGCUACCCCUCCCCCCUCGGUAGCCCCUCAGGUGCAGCCUCCUUCCUCGAAGUCCUCCUCACAGCCUACUGCAGACCCUGCGGGAGCCGUUGUUCAUGGCGAGGACCGUGGAGGUGCUAUCUCUGGAGGAGUUGGAGUUGGAGUUGGAGCUGAGAGCGUACCUGCACGAGUCAAGCUUUGCCUGCGGGUGCUACGACUGGGGGUGCGGUUUGCGCCCUCUGCUGGACCUGGAGAGCCUGGGACUGACAGCGUUGCUUCUGGUGGUGCUGGCUCUGGGGGUGGUGCGACUGGUGCUUUGGAGGGCGGUCCUCGAGCUUCCCCUGCCCCGGCCACUACUCCUUGCCCACACCCCUACCCGACCCGGCACCAGGCCCGUCUUCGCCGUGCACGUGAGGAGCAGCUGGAGUUGGAGAGAGAGAGCCUAGAGUUGGAGCAGUGGCAGCUAAUUGGAGCUACGGCAGCUGGAGGAGCAGCAGCAGCAGCAGCAGCAGCCACAGUCGGAGGAGCAGCAGCAGCAGCAGCAGCAGCCACUGCCGGGGGAGCAGCAACCGCAGCCGCAGCAGGAGCAGCAGCAGCCGCCGCCUCCUCCUCCUGUCUCUGGUCUUUGAACCCUCAGUCUCCCCUCUCCCUCUCCUCCAUCCUCCCCUUCUCCUCUUGUCUCAGGUCCCACGCUCCCUCCUCCUGA